CUCAAUUUAACAAAGAAUGCUUUCAACAUAAAGUUUCUUUAGAAUGCAUAGAACUAUUACCAAACUGGUGAACAAUUUUACGAAAGUAUUAAAAGCAUCGCCCAGAGCAAUGACGUAUGAAAACCAUGUAAUAACAAAAGUAGAAAACGAAAAACCUUUAGACUUGGAAAUAAAUCGAAUAGUAUGGAUAGACAUGGAGAUGACGGGAUUAAACAUAGAACAAGACAAAAUCAUGGAAGUAGCAUGUUUGGUAACAGAUUCAGACCUAAAUGUCAUAGCUGAAGGUCCAGAUUUAAUAAUACAUCAACCCAAAGACAUCUUAGAUCAAAUGAAUGAAUGGUGUGUUAAUCAACAUGGACAAACAGGAUUAACUGAGGCUUGUCUGAAAUCCAAUAUCACAGUAGGUGAUGCCGAACAUACCUUACUUAAGUUUAUUAAGGAGCAUGUUACUGAAAAGGCCAGUCCAUUAGCAGGGAACUCUGUAUACAUGGACAGAAUGUUUUUAAAGAAAUAUAUGCCCACAUUAAAUGAAUAUUUGCACUAUAGGUUAAUUGAUGUGUCUACUAUUAAAGAGAUCUGCAGAAGAUGGAAUCCUGAUCUGUACAAAUCAAUUCCAAAGAAGGAAUAUACUCACAGGGCACUUCAAGACAUUAAGGAAAGUGUAGAGGAACUUAAAUUUUAUAAACAGAACUUCCUUAAAUUUUAACAUGUUUAGAUGUAGAUUGCACAUUGAACUUUCAAUAUAUUUUAAAGCCUA
Aethina tumida (small hive beetle) is the source of this 757-nucleotide messenger RNA. Its product is annotated as oligoribonuclease. The transcript is spliced from 4 exons. The record is from RefSeq and is a predicted model, not a curated record. NCBI's taxonomy places the organism in Eukaryota, Metazoa, Arthropoda, Insecta, Coleoptera, Nitidulidae. Bases 44 to 706 code for a protein of 220 amino acids. Gene Ontology annotation, cellular component: mitochondrion. Gene Ontology annotation, molecular function: nucleic acid binding; 3'-5'-RNA exonuclease activity.